AUGGGCGACCGCACGGUCCACGUCGGCAAUCUCGAGACGUUCGUGAACGAGAGCACGCUCUACCUGCUCUUCUCCCAGUUCGGCACUGUCACCAACGUUCGCCUCGCUGGUGACCCUAAGAUGCAGACGCGGUACGCGUUUGUGGAGUUCAAUGAUUCCGUUAUGGCGCACGCAGCGUGCUUGCUGGACGGGCUACAGGUCGGCUCGCGCAAUCUCCGUGUCUCGCUCUCCAAGCCAUACGCCGGGAAAGGAGCGGCGUCAGCAGCCGUGCAGAACCCCUUAGCUGCGCUGAUGGGCGGCGCGGGACUGGCAGCGACACCCGCCGUGAGCGCUGCGCCUCGGAAGCGGUCCACCGUGGAGGAUCAGGAGCGCAUUUCGCGGACCAUCCACGUCCGCAAUGUCGACAUCCAGAUCACGGAGGCGAUGCUGGUGGAGUAUUUCGGCGUGUGCGGGACCGUGACGGCCGCGCGCACGGCGGGCACGAACAACCCCCGUACGGCGUGGAUCGAGUUCGCCGCGCAGCAGUCCGCGCUCGCCGCGCUCUCGUUGGACGGCCAAGUCCUUGCCGGGCAGACCUUGAGAAUCUCCCCCAGCAAGUCCGCCAUUCAGACCAACGCGCUCUCGCAGCGCAACGCGCCGGCGCCGGCGCUGCCGACCAUGACGCCCGCCAUGAUGAUGGCCGCCGUCGCCGCGCCGCAGAACAUCGUCAAAGUGCAGGGCAUCCCCGCUAAGCAUCACCCCCCUCCAAGCAUCGCCCCCCUCCCCGCACUUCUCCGCUCCGCGCCUCACCUGCUCUCUACUCCCGCCCCUUGCGUCCCGACGCCCAUCUUUCCCGCCCGACCCUCCCUCCCGCCCUCCCUCCCGCUCUACCCUCCCACCCUACUCUCCCCGCCCUGCCCUUCUCGCCCCUCCCGAAGCCCACCCACCCCGUGGUUCCCCCGUUGCGUGUGCGUGCUGCCGUGUGCCGCCCAGGCCUCGGAAGCGGACGUGCGCACUCUCGUGGAGGCUCGCUGCGGCCACGUGCGCUCGAUCAUCAUUGUGCCCGUGCCAGGCCCGCCGCCUGAGGAGCCGGGCAAGGAGAAGGGCGAGGGCGAGGAAGGGGGCGACGGCGAAGAGGGUUACAAGGGGCCGACGAAAAUGGCGACGGUGGAGGUGGAGGAUGCAGAGGCGGUGGCGAAGGCGCUUGAGCUGAACGGCACCAAGUUCAUGGGCGCUACCAUCUCGUACGUUCUCCCCUGCUGCCCCUCCGCCCCCCGGACUUGCCGUUUUGGCUUUGUUGCUGCUGUGCUGGUUGAGAAGGUUGAACCCCUCCCGCCCGCCCCCGUGCCCGCCCCUUCGUCCAUCCCUCCUGCAGCCUUCGCCAUUCCCGGCCUCGACCCCUCUCUCCUCGACCCCUCCCUUCUCUCCGAUCCCACCUUCCUAGCCGCUGCCACUGCAGCUGGGUCGCACAAGCGCUCGGCGGAUGACACUGAGGGGGGAGAGAAGCGCGCACGCCAUGACUGA
Messenger RNA from Closterium sp. Naga37s-1, 1503 nucleotides. The record is from the annotation of a GenBank genome assembly. Lineage: Eukaryota; Viridiplantae; Streptophyta; Zygnematophyceae; Desmidiales; Closteriaceae.